GCAAACUUAUUAACCUAUCAAACUUUUAAUUUGAUUCAGUAGUUCAGUACUAAAUAGUGUCGUUGCGAAAUUAUUCGAUACGGAAAUGGAAUAUUGAUAAACAUAACCUUAAUAUUGCUUCAAUUGCAUUUACUUCAGCUGAAUUGUAUACGUAAAUUAUAAAUAACGGUUCAUAUUAUCUAUUACAUAUGAAUUUUAUAUAAAAACGAAAUAAAUCAUGGACGAAGAUGUUUUGUAUCAUCAUAGAAAUAAUACUCUAAGUACUUUAUGCAGACUUUGUCUCGAGCAAGCUGGGGCAACCGAUAUUUUUCAGGAUUGUACUUUACCUGGCAAGAUUUCUGCUAUAAUAGGUAUAAAAAUUGAUAAUUUAACUCCAUUUCCAAAAAAGCUGUGUGAUAAUUGUUAUGAAAUAAUUCUAUUAACAACCAAGUUUCGAGAAUCAGUUAUUAUUAAUGACAAACAGCUGCAUGAUUUUGCUAAACUUUAUUUCUCUUCGGAAAUUUUGAAUAACACUAAUGACCCUGUACCAGAAGAGACAAGAGCCACAGGACUGUCUAUUUGUAAUACACAGCUCGAAGAAAGCCAUGUUUCACCAAUAAUCAGAGUUAGAAAUGAUUUGUUUCAAAAUAAAGUAAACAAUACAGGUUCUCAUCAAACAACUAAUGGCAUCUGUGCUUUGAUUUCUUUAGAAAAACAAAAUGAAAAAGCAUGUUCAGCACAUCAAAACUGUAAUUCCUUAAAUAAUAAUGAAUCCAUAUCAAGAGCAUCACUGGAGACUAUAAUAAUAGACGAUGAGGUUGUAAUUGGACAAAGGAAUGAUAGUCCAGAAAUAGACGGAGUAACAAAUAAUUUGUAUAUACAUGAAACAGCAAAUAUUUCAGACGCAAAUGAAUCAAUUGAUACGGUAAUAUUAGAAUAUGACGACUCACUCCAACAAAGCAAUGUCUGCCAAGUUCUACCGAUGGAAAGGGUUGGAAAUGAUUUGUGUAUAGAUACGGCUAAUGAUUCUCGUGCAAAUAUUGAAAAUAACCCGAAACUAAUGCAAGAUUUAAAUAAAGAUAUACAAAACCGAAGCUUGUCAAAUGAUGAUAGUUGGGAAAUAAUUAUUACAUGUGAAUCUCUUAAAGAGGAUAUUGAAAAUAUGUCAAAUACAAAUUGUAUAAACAAACCGAAUAAGCAUAAGAAUACUUCUUCCAAACAUAAUGUACAAAUUAAAAGGGAAAUUGCAUAUGACCAGGAUGAUAUUAAGUUUUCAAAGAGAAUAAAAUUCGAGGACGGUUUCGAAUUUAAUUGUGACCAGUGUUCAAAGUUUUUUAUGUCGAAGAAAAAACUGUACUGCCAUAAGAGAGUGCAUAAUAAAAAGUAUGUAUGCGAAAUAGCAGGCUGCAAAAAAGCCUUCGCAACGAAAGGAGAUCUUCAGAAACAUACAAGGACUCACACUGGGGAGAGACCGUACGAAUGUGAUUUAUGUCAAAGGAAAUUUAAACAGAAAGUAUUAUUGAAAUAUCAUAAAGGCUCCAUUCAUGGUAUUAAAAUAAAGAAGACUGACGAAGAAAUUUAUGGAAAAAUUUGAUAAAUGCUCUGGAGUUGUGAUGGGAAUAACCGAUGUUUUAAAUGCGUUAAAAUCGCUAAAUGAUGGAGUAGGAGUAUGGCUAUGAAGUACUUAAAAUAUUCAAAUUAAAAAAAAGUCUCUUUAGGCUGAAUGUAUUUUUUAAUAACUGUCUUUUUAUCUGGUUUUACUAUGGUUUAUUUGAUUUUAUUAAAACAAUUCUGUGAUUUUUGUUUUUAAUAAAAUAAAUAUGAAUUGUAGAUUCAGUUUUUAAAUUUUUUUGUGAAAUGAAAGUUUUACUUUUAUGUUUAGUUUGAGUUAGGCUGUUAAUAAAAAUCAUCUUUUAACUAAUUUUAUUAAAUCGGUUCCAUCUUGUAGUGCCUUAUAAAGGAUAAAUUUCUUAAGAUGUUACGUGUUUAUCACUUACGCCCAAACCCAACAACCUAUCUCAAUCCAUUUUUGACCAUCUGAGAUAAAGAUGAGAGAAAAACGUCUACAGCAGGAAGGCACAUUUUAUUUUAUUUUUUUAGUAAAGAGAAAUUAAACAACUUUUGCUUAUCAUUUA
Pieris rapae (cabbage white) is the source of this 2114-nucleotide messenger RNA. RefSeq names its product myoneurin-like. Gene Ontology annotation, molecular function: RNA polymerase II cis-regulatory region sequence-specific DNA binding; zinc ion binding; DNA-binding transcription factor activity, RNA polymerase II-specific. Gene Ontology annotation, cellular component: nucleus. The transcript has 10 exons. The record is from RefSeq and is a predicted model, not a curated record. The coding region runs from base 218 to 1573 and encodes 451 amino acids. Lineage: Eukaryota; Metazoa; Arthropoda; Insecta; Lepidoptera; Pieridae. Gene Ontology annotation, biological process: central nervous system development; regulation of transcription by RNA polymerase II.